This is a messenger RNA of Trichomonas vaginalis G3, 498 nucleotides long. RefSeq lists its product as uncharacterized. The record is from RefSeq and is a predicted model, not a curated record. The transcript has a single exon. Lineage: Eukaryota; Parabasalia; Trichomonadida; Trichomonadidae. The coding region runs from base 1 to 498 and encodes 165 amino acids.
AUGUUUUCCAUUCUUGAUGACCUCAAUUCCAGUACGUAUGUUAUGGAAGAUAACUUUCGCCACUUUAUUCUUGAUUAUCCACUACUCGAAAAGAUUAACGUAUUUCAACAACUCCACUCACCACUUGAUGAUAUAGAACAGGAAGGAAAUUACGAAGCUACUGAUUUUAAAGCAAAUUUAACUGAAAUUCCCUCUUCUGAAUGGGGAGGACUCGUAAAAAACACAAUAAAGGAUGACGAUAGAAUUACGACAUUAAUAGAUGGCCAUCCUGGGCGAAGCUAUUACUUUUAUGCCAUUGGCUUAUAUUGUACAGCACAUGAUCAAUAUAUUGAAAUAGGCCUUCCCACGAACAGCAACAACCAGUUAACAAAACAUGUUAGAUUGUGGGCUAUGGUUCCAGCAACGUAUGAUAUGAUCUACUGUCCUUCGAUUCAGUCUUAUUAUUUCUUAAAUUACUUUGCAUGUUUCUUUGUUUUCCUUUUACUUCCACCUAAAUGA